Messenger RNA from Mustela erminea (ermine), 314 nucleotides. Its product is annotated as NADH dehydrogenase [ubiquinone] 1 alpha subcomplex subunit 1-like. The coding region runs from base 16 to 228 and encodes 70 amino acids. The transcript has a single exon. The record is from RefSeq and is a predicted model, not a curated record. Lineage: Eukaryota; Metazoa; Chordata; Mammalia; Carnivora; Mustelidae.
GGCCGCCGCGGUGCGAUGUGGUUCGAGAUCCUGCCCAGGACUGGUGUCAUGGCCGUGUGCUUGGUCAUCCCCAGCAUAGCCACGGCGCACAUCCACAGGUUCACCAAUGGGGGCAAGAAAAAAAGGGUUGCCUAUUAUCCAUAUCAGUGGAGUUUGAUGCAAAGAGAUAGGCGCAUCUCUGGAGUUGAUUGUUACUAUGUGUCAAAGGGUUUGGAGAAUAUCGAUUAAGGAAGCAUUUUCCUGAUGGAUGAGAAAUAACUCAGUCAUGCUCAUCUAACCCUUCUAAAGGUUAUGCAGUGUAUUAACAGAGUGCA